Molecule: messenger RNA, 734 nt
Organism: Pantherophis guttatus
Lineage: Eukaryota; Metazoa; Chordata; Lepidosauria; Squamata; Colubridae
Source: RefSeq, a predicted model, not a curated record
UUUUAGAGGGGGAGUGGCUUAAGUUCUUGGCAUUUUCCUUUCAGUUAUAUUCAAUAUUAUAGUUACAUCUGCUUUCCAUUCUCAUUCUCUUUUCAGAAAUCAAAUGGGACUCCAUUUGCUAAUAGUGAUGCCUGUUUUGCUCUAGCCUAUGCAGUUAUCAUGCUGAACACUGAUCAGCACAAUCAUAAUGUUCGCAAGCAGAAUGUACCUAUGACAUUAGAGGAAUUCCGAAAAAAUCUGAAAGGAGUAAAUGGUGGCAAAGAUUUUGACCAAGACAUGUUAGAAGAUAUAUAUUAUGCUAUCAAAAAUGAAGAGAUUGUGAUGCCCGAUGAACAGACAGGUUUAGUAAAAGAAAACUAUGUAUGGAGUGUGUUGUUGCAUCGUGGAGCCACUGAAGAAGGAGUUUUUCUGCAUGUUCCACCUGGCAGCUAUGAUCAUGACCUCUUUGCUAUGACCUGGGGACCUACUGUUGCAGCUCUUUCCUAUGUUUUUGACAAGAGCUUAGAUGAAACAGUUAUCCAGAAGACUAUUUCUGGUUUCAGAAAAUGUGCCAUGAUCUCUGCUCAUUACGGCCUCAGUGAUGUUUUUGACAACCUCAUAAUUUCUCUCUGUAAAUUCACAGCCCUCAGCAGUGAGGUAAGUUGUCAAAUGGAGACAUAUAAAUAAUUUAAAUUUAAACAUAGUUCAUGAACAAAAUUGAUUUUCCUUUCAGUUAAAUACAACCACUUGAUUCG